AUGUUCACUUGUUGUUUUAUAGAUGCAGUCGGAAAGGAAGUUUUGCCGGUUAUUGUGUCUUUAAGAGAAAAUGGACAAAUAAAACAAGAAGUUUUAAAGAAAGCAACAGAAUUACAAAUACCUAUUAUUCACUUUAUGAACGAAAACCAGACAAACACUCAGGAUUCCUGUGUUUUGUGGGCUACGAACAGCGACAAAGAUGAAGCAGAAAUCAUACAAUACAAAACAGUAGCACUUACUGAAAUGCCUUGGCGGAUACAAAAAUUGGAAGAGAAAUACACACAAGGUUCUUCGUUGCCAGAUGGAAUUGCAUUCAUUUCGGAGAUCAAUGGUGACCUUGAUGAUCUUAUUUACAAUAUGAUAUUAGGAGUGUGUUUAGAGAAGGAAUCCUUAUCGAUAACAGGAAGAUAUGUGUUUAAUGAAAAGUAUUUGAAGACUGUAUGGAAUAACCAGACAUCCUUUUCCAAAAUUGAUUACCCACUUCCAGAAUAUCGAGUUCAAAACAGCCAGGAAUCCGACAAUACAGAACAAACAGUGAAUAAGUCAAAUGGAAAAGAAACCAAAGUCAAACUAACAAAUUGGGAAUCUGAAUGUUAUGGUCUUAUAUUUUUUGCUUUGCUGCAAAAACAAUAUUGGGAGGGAGCACUUCAACUCUUAGAAAAUGGAUAUAUUGGCAUAAAUCAUAUCCUAGUCGGUUGUGUAAUAGUAGAAGACGAAAUCAACAAAGGGAAAACAGAAAAACUCUUAACAGAAAAACUGAAGCGUAUUCAAAAAGCAUUUACAGACAAAGCUGUCAGCAUUACAAGCUACAUCUAUGAAGAGGAUAAGAAAAAAAAGAACGAAAUCAAAAAGAAAAUAACAGACAGUCCGGAGAGAAAAGAAAACAACGAGAGGAAAAAGGCGGAACAACAGUUGGCUGACAAUGUCAGUCAUGCUGGAAGACUACUCUUAAAUCAUGGAUAUUUAAGGGAUGCAAUCAAUACAGAAAACAAUGCUUAUCUUGAAAGUGAAACAGUUAAAAAAAUCUUAAAUAAGAUACUUUAUGGUACAGAAGAGGUACAUCGACAAUCGGCCAUGUGUUUUUUUGUACUGUCUGCAGUUCACAUCAUUGUGUUACCUUUAUUAAUGAUAAAUAUGGAGUACAGCCUUUUACGUUGGUUUUACAAAAAGUACCAGUUGCAUUACGUGAAAGUAUAUAUACAUAUGCUUGGGUACACAGUUCUGCUGAUUGCAUAUUCAUACAUGUUGCUGUUCGACUACAAAUCUGAUGGGAUCUCAUACACGGACUAUUUCAUUAUUAUAUGGAUGGCAAGUUUUUUUGUGGAUGAAACAAAUCAGAUCAUUGUUGCUGUUAUCAGAGACAAAUGGACAAACUAUUCUAUUGAUUGGUGGAACCUUUUAGAUUGGCUGAUGAUCGCAUUAUAUACAACUGGAAUGCUGUUGAAAACCGGCGAAGGAACAGGUUUUCAAAUUACUUCAAAAUUGUUAUUAGUUGUAACUUUUACGGCACUGUGCACACGAUUGUUACAUUUUACCUGCAUGACAGAGUUUCUAGGACGAAAGUUAGUCAUUAAUCGAAAAAUGAUAAAAGAUACAUCUGCCUUCAUGAUUAUUAUCUUAAUCAUAAUGGUGUGGUACAGUGUAUCUUUUUAUGCGCUUUUAUAUGAAAACUCCGACUUCACUUGGAAACAGAUGGAAAAAAUUCUUCGAAAUGGUUAUUGGAUGUUAUUUGGUGACCUUUACUUAGAUGCAACUGAAAUAGAUUGCACGUCAAACAGAACAAUAUAUGAGAUGGGUAUUUUACAGCGUUGUCCUUCUGACCUUGGUGUAUACGUGACCCCUUACUUAAAGGCAUUCUACGGGUUGCUAGCAGUAGUGUUAUUGCUUAACUUGCUGAUAGCUAUGUACAGUGACACAUACACUAAAGUACAGCAAAAUGCGAAUUUAAGUUGGUUACAGAUGCAAAUUGAUUUAUUUGAGGAAUACAGCAUCAAAACGGUAUUUCCAAUUCAUCUUCAGUUAUUUGCAUUAGUUGGAACAAUUCCUGCAAUUCUAUGGUUUUGUUUUUACUAUCUGAGGAUAAAAUUCAAAUUUGGCACGGAAAAAGAAAACAGGAUAAAACAAAGAGCAAUGCUUGUUAGAGUGUUUCUUUAUGAUACAAGUUAUGACGUGAAACACAAAUCAACAUUACUUGCAGAAGAGAAAGGUGUACUUGAGGCAAAAGGCAAAAUUGACCUAUCCGAUAGUGAUGCAGUAACGACAUUAACCAAACUGACAAGUAUAGAAGAUGAACUGAAAAAUGUAAAAACGAUGUUGAUCAAAACACAAAAAGAUAUGGAAGAUAAAUUAGACAAAAUGCUGAAAAAGUUAAAAAUAGACAAAGACAACGAACAAACAUCCUUCUGAUUUGAUUUCAUCGGAUGCACAAGACACUGAGAAGAAACUAGUGUGACGAGUUGUGAAAUGACGCAUCUCUGUUCUUUUCUAUCUUAUAAUUUGUUUAUGAUAUUCAUGUGGCUAUUAUAUGGCAUCGGAUAUGUACAACUAAACUUUUUAGAAUCAUACAAACUUUAAAGUCAUAAUGAUAUGACCGAGCGAUAUAUUCAUUUGCAUUAAUAGUGGAAGUGAUAUUCCUGGUAUCAUAACUUGUCAAAGAUUACAGGUAAACUGUAAAUAAACAAAAGGAUCAAUAUCGUGUAAAUUUUCAGUAUAUCAGUUGAAUCAAAGUUUAAAACACACAAUUCCAUAGUGUUUGAAGCGCAUAUGUCCUUUUGUUUUACAGCUAACAAAUGAGUAAACGUCCUGCUCCUGUCUGGUCGCGCAUUGUCUUUCAAAAUCAAGAUAAUGCGUUCUUCUAUCUUUCACGAUUAAUUUUAAUGAAAAAUCUACAAAUUAAAUGUUUUCAAAACCAAAUGAACAGAUUCAAUGAUAAGAAACUUUUUUAAUUGUACUAUCUGACAUACCAAUUAUAAAUACAUCAAAUUACGGGAAUGCCAUAAAAAAAUACUAAUUUGUUUUCCAGAGUUGUUCCACGUUUUGAAAAUAAAGCAGAUUUUUCACAGAUGUUGAAGUAAAAUUACGAUGCAUGACACACACGGUAUGGUCUCAAUGCUUUUUUUUUUUUUUACCACCGUUAUGUAUUCUUUCACGAACAUUUUAUCAAUAAACCGAAUACCAGUCAUUGAUAUAUAAAUAUAACUACUAGAUAUUUUUUGGAAUGAUUCAAUUCUGUAAUUAUAUAACCAUUGGAUCUUUUUAAUUCUUGAAAUCAACGAUAUUCUUUAUGUCAUGUUUAAUUUUGAUGAAACUUUUUUUUAACUUGAAUCUAAAAAAAUAAAAGAGAUAGGAAAAACAUUGUAUUACUUAUUUCGUUUUUGAAAUAUAAUUGCUCCAACAUUGUCCAAUGGUCAAAACAUGUGAUGUAUAUAGACAUUUUUAUUUAUGUUUAGAUCAUUUCUAUGCAUAAUUACAAUUCAUUUUUAAUGUAAUCACAAUUUUGUAUUUAAUUUUAUAGAUUCAUUUAACCAAGAAUGCAUAUAUGAACAUAAUCGUUAAACUGAUUUAACAUAGACAGUAUGUGUAAAAUGAUAUUCAAAAAGCGGUUACAAUCUUAAAACUAAUCCAAAAGGUUCCAAAUUUACUGUGUGUUGUUUUCAUAUCUAAAGCAUUGAUUUGAGACGAAAAUAAAAAUAAAAAUUUUGCAAUUUUUUAGAUUUCAAAAAAACUUU
This is a messenger RNA of Mytilus trossulus (common blue mussel), 3728 nucleotides long. RefSeq lists its product as uncharacterized. NCBI's taxonomy places the organism in Eukaryota, Metazoa, Mollusca, Bivalvia, Mytilida, Mytilidae. The transcript has 22 exons. The record is from RefSeq and is a predicted model, not a curated record. Gene Ontology annotation, molecular function: monoatomic cation channel activity. Gene Ontology annotation, cellular component: plasma membrane. The coding region runs from base 1 to 2406 and encodes 801 amino acids. Gene Ontology annotation, biological process: monoatomic cation transmembrane transport; metal ion transport.